Molecule: messenger RNA, 564 nt
Organism: Moesziomyces antarcticus
Lineage: Eukaryota; Fungi; Basidiomycota; Ustilaginomycetes; Ustilaginales; Ustilaginaceae
Product: sterol-binding protein
Exons: 1
Coding region: 1-564 (187 amino acids)
Cellular component (GO): cytosol
Source: RefSeq, a predicted model, not a curated record
AUGGGCAAGGACGAGGGCGCCGACGAGUCGAACCUGUUCAACAUCAUGUUGGAGCAGGCGGACGACAUUGACUUUUCGGAUCCGUCCAAGCCGCGCGAUCAGCAAGUGGACCCGACGGAGCUCAAGGUUGCCGGGGUGGAAGUGUCGAAGCUGUUCUGCGUGGUGUACUGGGCGCUUCUGCACUCGGAGGACGAAGAGGGCAUCACGGCCGGACUGGACAUGAUGAACAUGCAGCAGGCCAAGAAGGCGGUCAACGGCACGUUCCAGUUCAACGUGCGACCCGCUCCAGAGUCGGGUGCGGGCAACGAGGUGAUCCAGUUCUACGUAGACAUGCGUCGCGAAGGCACCAUCAUCCGCGGCCCCGGUCCUGCCAAACCCAAACCGGACUGCAUCCUCACCAUCAACGACCGCGACAUGAUCCGCAUCGCCCUCGGCCAGAUGAGCCCGCAGGCGGCGUUCAUGAAGGGAAAAGUCAAGGUCAAGGGCAACAUCAUGCUCGGCCUCCGCAUGCAGACCGUGCUCAUGAACGAGGUCAAGAAAAUGUCGCGCGUCGCAAAGCUCUAG